This is a messenger RNA of Fopius arisanus, 4626 nucleotides long. RefSeq lists its product as uncharacterized. NCBI's taxonomy places the organism in Eukaryota, Metazoa, Arthropoda, Insecta, Hymenoptera, Braconidae. The coding region runs from base 1 to 4491 and encodes 1496 amino acids. The record is from RefSeq and is a predicted model, not a curated record. The transcript is spliced from 8 exons.
AUGUGCGAGGAAGUCAAAGUCGUUGAUGUUCUCAGGGUCCUCAGAGAAGCCAAGACAAUCGCUGUCGUUGAUCAAGUGACUGCAGAGUCCCCUAAGGUCUUUGUUGGUCCCUCAAAUCUAGAUGUACCCAACACUUACUCGAGAUUCGAUCUACCCUAUCUGUCAUCAUUGGACACAACUAGAGUUGAAAGAAGAGUAGAUAAACUUCCGUUCUUUGUCGCUCCUUUGAGCUUCAAUCCACCUGUUGGUUACUCUAAAAUACCGUUCCCAGCUCCUCAUAUUGGAUCGGUUAUUGUUAAUACGAUUGAUGGACAUUUGGGGGCUGGACCUUCAGGACCUUCAGCACCAGAAAGCAAAGCUCAUCCUCAAGCUCAUCCUCAGGUUCAUUCUCAAGCUCAUCCUCAGGCUCAUUCUCAAGCUCAUCCUCAACCCUUGAUCGAGCCCAACUCGUUUAUAUCCUCUGGUCAAGGAUCGCAUUAUCAAUCAACCUAUCCGUCCACUUACGAAUCUCCAACGACCCCAAGCUAUUCGACAUAUGGACAAGAACACGUCACUCCGCAGUAUCAGCCAACAGUGCACUUUCCACCAAGUGCCACUGACAGAUUCAGGUUCAAUCAGAAUGGACAGCAUCAACAUCAGCAACAGCAACAGCAGUAUCAGACCACUGUUCAUCAUCUAGCACCAACAGAAGCUCCAAACGCCUCCCUGUCGCCUUAUCAAGAAGAUCUGAAUGCAUCUGGAAGACCACAUCGUCCAGACUACCCUGAGGAAGCGAUCGGAGGUCCAGUCACACCAGAAAUCAGUUACAGAAAACCAUCGGUGGUGUCUUCAUACGGUUAUGAUCCAGAAAUUCUCUCAACAACACCUGUUUAUGAGAAUAGUUAUGUCCAUACUAGGGUUCAGCCCAACAGCAAUCAGGAGCUGACGUCUCAGCUGGCGCAAAUCAAUCAGCAUGAUUAUUCCCAGCAUCGCCACGCUGAUGAUGCUUUUGCACAUCCUGCGCAGCAAGCUGGUGUAGAGCCGCAUCAUGGACAUCAUCAUGCUGGCGAGAGCUUUGAAUCUAAUGGAUCUUAUGAAGGCACAGAAAGAGGUACUCUCAGUCCUACACACUACAGUCUGCCAGCGGAGCUUCCACCAAUUCAUCCUCAACUUCCGGGGCUGGUGAACUCGUUAGUGGAGAAUAAACAGGAGAGGACGACAACUACAACCACUGAAACUCCAACGACUACCGAGGCACCCACGUCUACUUACAGGAUUCGAUCUCGCCAGAGGGGCAGAGUUACUCGUCCACUGACCACAACUACAACCCCAGCAUCAGUGACGAGAGAGUCAAACCGCAGUUCUAACGACAGAACCAGAAGACCUCUGAGUCGAUCUCGAUCAAGAUACACAACAACUACAGAGGAAUACAAAGAUAGUUAUGAGCCAACAAGAGCAAAAACUCCAGAGACAACUACAAAGUACAGUACUAGUGAAUCCCACAGAAGAACUCCUGGUGCAAAAAAUCCAAAGAUCAGAAGUAGAACGAGUGAUCGUCCGUACGAGUCAUCUACUCUGAAUCAAAUCCAGAAUACUCAGCCUCUGGAGACAGUCUCAGAAGAAUCGAAUCCUUCAGUGGAGUCCGGCAAUUCUCAAGGCGUCAGCUACUCCCAAUACAACAGUCCCCUAUCCUCAGAAUCCCCAGAAAGCUCCUACACCCCAGAAAUCGACUACUCGAAAGCUCCAAAUUAUCCGAGACCAGUUGCAACCCACCGAGAGCAGCAGAGACCCCUAGCCGAUGACACAGGAAUACCCCAACAGCAUUACCAGGACAGAUACCAAAGUGGUCUGGGGUAUCAGGCUAGUUUAAUCGAUCAGAAUGAUCAGUACAAUUAUCCAAUCAGUCAUGAGGACUCGAAUUUGAGGGGCUCAUCACCUCCCAAUGAUUAUUACUACUCCGAUAAGAGCGAGAGUGUCGAGGGCGCAGGACAAUUGAAUGGUCCAACUGAGAAUCCAGUUUACACUCAAAUUCUCGAGUACAUGCCUGGCACCUACCCAGGGGGACAACAGGGCCAAUUAAGCACUGAAUAUAAUCAGUCUGGACAGUACUCAGGGGAGAAACUCAGUGGGAGUAUUGAGGAUGGACAAGGCUACAGUCAUGAAGCUUCAUUACCUGUUGAGCAAACUACUGAGCCAAUCACGACAACCACGGAAUCACCUCCAACAAUUCGUCAACGAGUUCGCGGUCGUCUGAGCAGUCGAACCCGACAGGAUUCAACGAUUCAGACUCAUCCCCGAGGCUCCCAGGAUGAUUUUGUGCAAUUCAGUGCUGUAACUAAACCCCCAGGAAGUCGCGGCUCCUCAUCCCGUCAGCGGGAUUCACCUCGACGUGUAAAAUCACGGCCUCAUAAUCAAGCGCAAGUGCAGAGUGAAGGUGAAGGAUUCGUCCGAAUCCAGUCCUCAAACCGUCAGAAUCACCCGAAGACAAUCGUCCAAACAGCGAAGAUCACGACAACAACUCCACCUCCUUCACCAGCACCAGAAGACACUUCCCUAAACCCCGAGGACAUUGAGUACGGAUUCUUCAGAACUCCGAGCUUCAAUCAGCCCCAGCACCAGAUGAGCAGUAAAUUUCGAUCCCCAGAUUCUCAACUUCAGCUUCAAAACGUCGCACCAACCGACGAAACAGCUGAAGAUUCGAGUCCGAGUGUAACACAAGUGCCAAAACAUCGACAAAAAUAUCAAUCACCGAACAGACCUCGACCCGAUAUUAAAUCCACAGCCUCCAGCAUCAUAACGACAACUCCCAGCCUCGAGGGAUUCAUCAAUAAACCCAAAGUGAGAGCUGAAGAACCCAGAAAUCGAAUUAGAACUAGAGUAAGAAGACCUGGCACCAGGAGACGACCAGCAACGACUACAACCACAACUACUGAGUACGUACUAGACGGAAAUAACAAUCUUCCACUUGAUGAGAAUUACCCCAGAGCACCCAUUCGUCAUGUCGACAACGAGAAACAGCUGUAUGACACGAGUUAUGAGACUCUAUCGAGUGCAGGUGAGGGUGCCAUCAGCAGAGUUGAUUACACUGGAGAAAACUACCCGCAAGAUUUUUCAUUGAACUUCGGCCAUUCUGGAAUGGAAGAACAGCAAGACGAGACUUCACUCUCAAAUCCAGCGAGGAAACAUCAACCUCAGGAUCAUCGUCAUGGCUCCUCAUCUGGACGAACUGGAGUUCGAAGACGUCGAGUUCGUAUUCGUGUUCGUCCAGCAUCUUCUACGGAAGACUUCGUGACAUCGGAGUCUCAACACAUAAACUCAGCUGUAAACAACCUAGUACAAGACAGUGAGAAGCCCCAGAGUGUUGCAUCGGUCUCCAGCCCAGGAACGACCCAAGAGACCACCGAAAGUACCACGACACUUUCUCCAUCGACAAGUGUGAACGAAUCGAUUGCCCCCACCGAUACGACAACGAUCAAUUAUACGGAGGUUCCCGAGCACACAAACUCAUCAGAGAUGCCAGACUCCAAACCAAUGAAUAAUGAAGGAACUCUUCAAGUUAACACCGAGAGCGAUUCAACUGAGCCUUCGACAACCCCACAAACUUCCCCAAAAGACAUCAAUAAUGAAUCGACGAUAAAUCCUGAAAUUGCGACAAAUUCCCCGUUGAUGACGACAAUGACAGUCCCAAGGAAGUCCUGGGACUCGACUAAUGGUUAUGCUGAGUGGUUCAAGACAAAGCAGAUGAAUUAUUUCCCGAGAUCCCAAGAGCAGUAUGAAGACAAUUAUCAGUCGAAUGGAGACGAUUCCUAUCCUAAAAAUCACAGGAGUGAAUGGAGUGAAGUUCGAUAUCCAAAUGAUCGAGGGCUUUUCGGUUAUGGGAGAUCAGGUACACUCACACCAACGACUCAACUCCCUGGGAUUGUAACCAAGUCCAUUGGGGAUUCGAGUGUUAGAGCGGUAUCUGAUUAUGUUCAAGCGAUAUUCGAUACCAUGAAGAAUGCUGAUGAGGACAAAGUGAUUGUUGAUAAUGGGCCGGAUCUCUGGAAUAACGAGAGGUCGACGGCAUCCCCUGACCUCCAUAAUUUACCGACGGACUUGUCGAUGAUCAUGGGACUGAGAAGAUCAGGGGAUGAGGGGAAAGAGGCUGAAGGAUCCAGGGAUAAAAGUGAGAGGAAAGAACAGAGCGAACACACCACGACCAAGGAAUCUCAUGUGGAGACACUGGAUGGAGUUUCUUCUGGGAUAAUUGAAGAUACUCCGACGACAAUUCCAACUGCCUCGACGUCUGAAACUCUCACGACAGCUCCAACUUCUCCGAAGGCAGUGGAAACGACUCAGGAACAGUCAACAGAGAAUAAUGAAAAAGCAACUGAAGUUGUUAGUGUACCGACGAAACUGGGAACUAUUCUGAGAACAUCGACGACUACAAAAGUCUCUCAUAUGACGGAGAUAUGCUACCGGGGUCGUUGUGUCAUGACGAAACCACGGAAGGACUUCCACGCAAGAAGAUGAAGAUCUGAAUGACUUUUUCCAGUCUAUUGAGUGAUAAAUUUCGUUGCGAAGUGAUGAACUAGGAUGAGAGAUUUUUUUUCGCAACCGGUUUUUGCAAAUAUCUUGAAAUUGAGAGGAGAUCACGAUAUUUUCAUA